AUGACUCCUCCUCCUCCCAUCUGUCUCUUGUUGAGAAUAACAGGUUCAUCCUUUCUUGAUCAUGUACACCACCCGUCAGGUCCAUCCAAAUUAAAAUGUUUUUCCUCAGUAAAUAUCACUUUCUUGAAGUCGACAUGGUUUGUUAUCCAUCUUUUGGCGCUUCCCAGCCUUGCCUCCUUGUGUUUUCUCGUUAGUGUAAUUCUUUUCUUGAUUUUAGUAUACUUAAGUCCAAUUUCGUGUAGCUUCCUUUAUACAGUUCGAACACUGACGUCAAGUUCACACUUCUUUACUUUAUUCACUGUCACCUUUUCUCCAGAUAAUAACAACCUCGUAACACUCCUCUUCAUUCUUUUUUCUGUUCUCUUGGAAAUUGUUUUUUCCGUCCUCUCUUCUUCUUCUUCUUCCGCUCAUAGUCUGUACUUAGCAUGUAUUCAACUGUUGACUUCAGUAGCUUCAUCUCAGCGGCGGUCUUUUGGAUGCUGA
Acanthosepion pharaonis is the source of this 483-nucleotide messenger RNA. The record is from the annotation of a GenBank genome assembly. Lineage: Eukaryota; Metazoa; Mollusca; Cephalopoda; Sepiida; Sepiidae.